Argiope bruennichi is the source of this 1584-nucleotide messenger RNA. RefSeq lists its product as uncharacterized. Gene Ontology annotation, cellular component: cytoplasm. Gene Ontology annotation, biological process: cell surface receptor protein tyrosine kinase signaling pathway. The record is from RefSeq and is a predicted model, not a curated record. The transcript is spliced from 4 exons. Bases 1 to 1584 code for a protein of 527 amino acids. NCBI's taxonomy places the organism in Eukaryota, Metazoa, Arthropoda, Arachnida, Araneae, Araneidae.
AUGUCUGCUAUGCGCCGACAGUUGUAUUUACUAACAAACGCACUUCGAACGAUUUUCAAUUUUGUUUCCCUUAAAAUUAUGGGAUGUAUUUCCUCAAGAAUUUUAGUAGAAGAUACUUCAAGACCUGUAUUCCAUGUAUGGAACAUUGAUGAAGACGGUCAUUAUAUCAAAUCAUGCCAUAUACAAGUAACUGACACUGACCUAGUUCUCCAUCAAAGAGGAGAACCACCAAUUAUAUGGCCACUUCAAAGCCUUAGACGCUAUGGAUUUGAUACUGAAUUAUUUUCUUUUGAGUGUGGUCGACACUGCUCUACAGGGCCUGGCAUUUAUGCAUUUAAAUGCAAAGAGGCUGAAUCUUUAUUCAAUGCUUUACAAGAAUGCCUUUUAGUCCCUCGUUCUGACAGUGAGGUUAUUAGUAAUGGAAAUGGUGAUGACACAGAUCCACAUUCUUCACUCCUCGGAGAAGGGGAUGGAAGCGAUCCUGGUAAUGUUUUUCUUUUAAAAAAUUCUGAUGAGAAACGAGAUCCUUCAUUUGAACCUCAACCAGGACCAUCCACCAUUAUUAAUGGCCAUCCUGCAUUAGCAUUAGUACAAACUACUGUCCCAACGGCACCUUUAGCAACUCCAAGCUUACCUCCCACACCUAAGAAAAGAAGAAAGUAUUCGCCUUUAAUGGACUAUUUGACAGAUAAAAGCAUCAUAGGACUUCCACCAUUAGGAACAUUUCAUAGUAGUAAAAAGUUCUUGCCUCGUUGUUGUAUGAUAGGAACUUGUAUCAAUGCUUCUAAACAGCAUUACAUGAAUAAUAAAGUAUUACGGAAGACAACGUGUGGUUCUUGCCGAACAUGUUCCUUGAAUAUGUGUGUUGUUCAGAAUAAUGCUCGAACUGUGACUUAUUCUGAUCGUGCCAAGCAAGCAGAUUAUGGCAAUGUGUUGGAUCAUGGAGGUCAUCCUAGAAAUUGUGUUCAUUGUUGCUGUGAUUUUAAACCCACCCAAAAAGUAGGUUGUUCUGCUGAUGAUUGCCCUCUUCAUUUUAAUAAUGGUGUAGAACAGAUUACUAACUAUGCUCGACUUGAUAGAAAUAAUAGACAUCAACUAGCUGAGAAAGCCACUCUGAGAAAGGAGAAGCUUUAUCAAAUGCAGCAACCGUAUUCUCACGUGUACACCCAUAUACCUACUCCUGUUCCUAAAUGGCCCAAAACAAAGAGCAUGUCUUGGCGUUCACUUCCACACUUUGGGGCCACGUCCUCAUUGAACAGAUUAGUACCCAAGAGAUCCACGUCGCAUUUCUAUGCAAAUACCGAUGCUCUGAAGGAAAAGUAUCCUGGCAUGAUAGGCAAGUCCAUUAUAGAAUCUGAUCUGAAACAGGACUUAAGCGAGAAGCACGAUUCUGAUGAAAGUUUAGCUGUUCUGUCGUCUUUGUCCAAUUCUUCAAAGGGAAGUGAUCCUAACAUGUAUGCCAAGAUUUCUUUCGAGAAGACGGAAGCUUUACAGAAUGCCGGAAACCAAACGAAUCAUGAAGAGGAUGGUCAAUUGCAUGGAUUGCAAAUGGCGUCAGCAGCCACUCAGACUUACUCAGGUUAA